Messenger RNA from Danaus plexippus (monarch butterfly), 2512 nucleotides. Its product is annotated as speckle targeted PIP5K1A-regulated poly(A) polymerase-like. Gene Ontology annotation, molecular function: RNA uridylyltransferase activity; RNA binding. The transcript is spliced from 6 exons. The coding region runs from base 380 to 2359 and encodes 659 amino acids. The record is from RefSeq and is a predicted model, not a curated record. Lineage: Eukaryota; Metazoa; Arthropoda; Insecta; Lepidoptera; Nymphalidae.
AUAUAAAUGAUAAAACUGAAAACACGAUUAGUAGUUCUUGUCACUAAUAUCACUCGAUUAUGAAAACACAUUAGUUACUAAUCCCAUAAUCGAUUAUCAACAUUAGUAAGACAAAAUAAAUCGAUUAUGCCAAUAUCUCAUAAUCGCCCACCUCUAACAGAUAUGUAUAUUACAAUCUUGCUAUUUAAGCAUUUUUGAAAAGACAUCUCCAAAAGGUGCUAACUUCAAGAUAAGAAGCUCCGGGAAUCCGAUAAGCUGUAAGCCUGUGAGAUAUGAAACAUUCUGACUGAAGCUGGCAUUCUGUAAGAGGAUCAUGUUUUUGAUUUUAUAAAGAUUAUAGUACAGGUGACGGAAGUUUCCUUUUUUAGGAGCUGCCAACAUGGAUCCCAAGCGCAUUUAUGUCUCAGGGUUCCCCAGCUUUACACAGUCCCAGGAUCUUAUGCAAGUUUUUAAUCAAUAUGGCACAAUCAAAGUAGAAAAAAUCAAUAAAAAAUAUGCCGUAGUUUUGUUUCCUGAUGAAGAAAGUGUCAAGGAAGUCAUUGAAAGAUCAGGAAAAAUUGUGAACUAUGGGGAAUUUCUCACCAUCAAACCUUACAACAGGAAACUUGAGACGACUGCACCAAAAAGAGAAUUCACAAGAAGUAAACAGAAAGAGUCAAUAAUCGCACCGCAGAUGUUGGACCUGUCUGGUGAUUUCUACCAACAGUUGGACAACGUGCUCUCCGCCGUCCGUCUGACCCAGCAGGAGGUGUGCGCCGUCAGCUCGCUCUACAGUGACCUGCAAGAUGCGCUCAGGACACUGUGGCCCGGCUGCGUGGCAACACCGUUCGGAUCCAUCACCACAGGGCUGGGGAUCAAGAGCAGUGACGCUGACUGCUUCGUGUCUCUGGGAACAGAGCGCAUCACCGAUGCCGUGGGUCGAGCCAAGCGCGCGCUGCUCCGGGAGCCGCGACUAUUCGCGGAGGUGCUGGCCAUUCCUCAGGCCCACACGCCAAUCGUAAAAUUCUUCCACGUGCCGACGGGUACCAACUGUGACGUGACGUUCAAGACGCCGCUCGGCACUUACAAUAGCCGACUGGUGUCGUUCAUGUUGCACGCCGACCCUCGCCUCGUGCCGUUGGCGGUCCUGGUCAAGUACUGGGCGAAGGUCCAUGGCUUCUCCGGCAGCGGCCGCCUCACCAACUACGCUCUGACGGUGAUGAUCCUGUUCUACCUGCAGCAGCCGCCCGUGUCCGUGCUGCCGUCCGUCCGCUCGCUGCAGGAGGGCUUCGACCAGAUCGUGGACGGAUGGAAUGUGGCCUUCGACGACCGCCUGGACCGCCUCCCCGCCUCCACCAACACGUCUUCCAUCCCGGAACUGCUCGGCGGUUUCUUCCAAUAUUACUCUACGUUCGAUUUCGAUCGGCUCGUCAUCUGCCCUUACUUGGGUCGGCCAAUAACCAAGGAGUCGUUCAAGAGGCUGUCGUCCUUGCCGCCCGAGAUGAGUCUCUACAGACGUAACCUAGAGAGCGGCGCCGCGGGGGCCAUGAGGUUUACUACCUCCAUAUGUGUGCAGGACCCCUUCGAACUGUGUCACAACGUAGCCUCGUGCGUGAGCAGCCGACUGUACGAGGAGGUCCAGGCCUACUUCCGGUUCGCCGCUCUCGCUUAUGACACGGAGAAACUGAAAGAUUGUCGACAGCUCCUGAGAACGAUCCUCCUGCGAAAACCGAAGAUACCUCGCCUCAAAGCAAAAACGGAAUUCAAGGCUACGAUAUCGUCCUACGUCAUACAAAACAUCGAGAGUCAGGAUCGGCGGAGUGUCAUCAGAGACGAGAUGCUCAGGAUGUUCAUGGAAAUGUGCAAGAUAGAACUGAGCGAGCUGGAAGCUGACGAUAAAGGACCGACGAAGAAACGGAAAGACAAAUAUAUGGGGGUCGUCACCGGGGCCAUAUGGAGGAGGAAGCAAUACACGAAGACACACAACGCCGCCCGGCUGGGGCUCGUGGAGAGGCAGGCGCAGAUCACGGAGGAGAUCAUGAACGCGGAAAAGGAAAAAAUCAAUUUGAAGUUCUGUCUCACUCUCGCUUUCACUUCGGAAAGUCACGCGAACGCUACCGUUAAAUUAAAAGAAGGGGACGCGGCGGUGUUUAAGGAGUUCGGGACGUUUUUCCUACAUAUUAUGCAAAAUUGGUUCGGUAACUUACUGAAACCUUACCUGAAGCCCAAGGAAAAGAAGAAAUUAAAGGAAGAUAAAGAGGGCAAGGAGAACAAAGAGACGGAACUGGACGUGACCCUGGGCGGGGAGAGACAGGGCGGAGCUGAUCAGGAGACCAGCCCCACCAACGACACGAGCGAGACACACGACGACACGACAUAAAGUGUCGAGACCAAAGUGCCAUUAACGUAACGCAGAGGUGACAUUAAAGGUGAUAAACAAAUAAGGGAAUCAUGAUUCAGUGCGUGCUAUACAUAUUUAGAAAUAUCGUGUUUUAGAUGUAAGGGAUCGUGAAUAUAUUUCUUUUUUACAUAA